UAGUUCGUCUUUGUUCUGUAAUUAGUGAGGUAAACGUUUCAGACGACGUGACCCUCUUGACUUGCUAGCAGUGCCGUUGAUGGUACCUUGCUGCUUUCUGCUCCAGGUUGACAAAAAUAAUAAUAAAUGAAACAUAGGUCAGACAUCCAAAAGUUGAGAACUUGGCCUGGUGUGUCUGAUGCUACCCAGAAGGACUAGCUACGUGCUAACAGAGAGACUCUGCCCAACAUCGCCGAAGGGAUGAAGAGUGGAGCUUUUUUUUGGAAGGCUGAAGAAGUUAUGCAAGUUUGAACAGCAAUAACCCCAAAACUAGCUAAUACUGAGCUGAUUCCUUCGUAGACUUUACCAACUCUUGUAUAACCAGUGCUAACUUGCUGCUGGACAACUCUGAAUGUAAUGUUGCGGCACUGAAAGCAGCCUAUGUAGCUUUGAAAAUCACCAGGUUUAAAACAAAGAAUGUAGGUGACAGGGCUGGCUUUCAAAGUUUAAUGAAGUGAACAGAACGUAAUGUACGUGGGGGCGGGUUUCCCCGUGCGUCUUUAGAGCUGCUCAAACACACCCACAGGUGUGUCUGAGGCCUGAUAGAUCAUUUCCCUCAAACCUCGUGAGUCUUUGUGAACAAGAAUUUCAACUUCACAGCUUAACUGGCAUUUCAUGUACACUUUCCCCUUGCUUUUAUAAAGCUGCUGUGGAAACUUCAGCAAGAGGCGCUGAGACCUGCCUAUCUGCUGAUAUUAUUUCAAUUCCAACAGGCUCUUUGAGAAAGCAUGACGGCUGUGGUGGGCAGAGCAUGGGGCUGGGUGUGCUCAUGGGGCAGCACUACCAUGUCAGAGAAUACAACUUUGACAUCUGAAGGCCAUAAACAACAUGGCUGUGAUGGCCGGGGCCUCAGGGGAUGGACCUCUUGGAUUUGGGGAGGGUGGAGACAUCAAAAAGACCAAAGUAGUCCAGUGGAGGAGUACUGGGAGGCACAGGACAAGUUUCCAGCCAUAGAAAUUGAAGAUCUUGGAGCAGGGAAACUGGGGACUGAGGCAAGUUUACAAGAUUCUUGGUGGAAUAAAUAUGUAACCUCUUACCUUUGGCCCAGAAAAACUGAGUUAAGAGGACUACGACGAAGGAAACAUGAUAGUCGGAGUGGAGAUGCAUGGAACCAUGAUAUUGAUGGGGACUUUUCUGACUACGGAACUCCUCCUCCAUCACCCACACCCUCCUCUCCGCUGACAUCUCCUUUUCGACUGUUUGCACACAGCUGGAACGUGGAAAUCCUACCAGACCACUAUGAAAUCUGUUUUAACUUCCUUCGUCACCUGUUUGACCUUUUUGUUGUUGGCUUCCUGUGGACUGUGUCUCCUCCUGCCAAGUUGAUCCUAGAAGUGUUGGGGGUCCAGGGAGCGCUGAGGCUGUGGUUUCAUGGUAUGGCCAUGUUUUUUGUCUCCACAGUUGGAAUGGCAGGAUUACUCUGGUUGAUCCAGGAGUAUCUUCCACAGUUUGCUUUGUUGUAUGGAAUCAUCCAGGCAUUAGUUAUCUCUGUCAGUGUUCGACAGAGUGUGAUCCUUGGUGUGGAGGAAGAAAAGAAAGAAAAUGAAGAGGAGGGACAAGAGACAGAUGCUAUGAGAGACAGUAGGGAACACAGAGAAAAGUCUGCGGUUGCUAAAGACAAGUUGAAGACAAAUUAAGCCGAAGGUACUGGAGAGAAGUUACAGUUGAUUCAGGACUCCAUCAAAGAUCUGUCCAGCAGUAUCACACCCUUCCAGCUGUUGGACAUCACAACAGUGGAACUCCACUGACAGACUUUCACCGCGGUCCUAACUUAAGCAGUGUCACUUGUAUUGCACAUUUGUUACAAAUUCACAACAUUGUACUUGUGUCACUUUAUGUUCAACACUAUCGAUAUACAUUUUCCAGACAUUUGUGUUCAGUCGAUCUCAAGUGUUGUCACCAGAAUGUUGGCAAUGAGAGCUACACAAUACUCUGUAUUUAAAUGAUGUUCAAGAGAAAAUGUUCAAGAAUAGCUUGUUAAUUCAAAAAAAGAGGAGGAUACCCACUAUUUAGGGAAUACUCUCAUUUACAUUUUAUUUCUUGCUCUGUGGGACUACUUUUCUCAUGAUUCCUCUUAAGAGAGUCACUAGUUCUCAUACCAGGUGAUUGCUUUUGAUGCAUUUUUUUUGAGAAGUAAUUAUCAGAUUUGAUUAUGGAAGAACCAAAUCUGCAACCUGAGUCAGUAACAAAGAAAUAAAGACUGAUUCAGUUCACCGGGUUAAAAAAAUGCUGAAACUGGACUUAAAUUACAAAAGUAUAUUUCUAAGUCCUUGCUAAAUUUAUUGUGCAUCAUAUGGUUACACUCAAGCAAAGCUUACUUACACUUAUAAAGAUCAUGUAUAUCACGGCAGUCUUGAGCUUCCAGUGAUUUCUGUAGCCCUGAAUUUUCUAUAAUUGAGUCACUGAAAUCCACGCGUCUGUCGCAAAAAACAAAAGAAGAAAAAAAAUGCACAUUUUGUUUAUUUCAUACAUUUAUUACAGAUUUUCUGGAUAUAUGACAAAAUCUGGUGGGCCAGAAACAUACACACAGCAGCGUUGAUAUUUGGUUAAACAUCUCUUGGCCAUUUUCACCUCAGCUAGGCACUAUUGGAAGCGGUCUGCACACUUCUGCUUGUAUCUUUGAGCACUACUCUUGACAGAAUUGAUGCAGUUCGACUAAAUUAGUUGUCUUUCUGGCAGACUUGUUUUGUUUCUUCAUCACAGUUCACAGGUUGUUGAUGAGAUUUAUGUGAGGACUUUGGGGAGAAUAAUCUAAAACCUUUAUUGUUGCUGAUUUGCGAUUCAUUAUUUUUUUAGAUGUGUGUUGGGUCCUUCUUCAUGAUUCCAUUUACUUUGUGUAAAGCAUCAGUUCCACUGGCAGCAGAACAGCUCCAGAGCAGAAUACUAUCAUCAUGUUUGAUGGUAAGUUUGGGGUUCAGGGCCUCGCUGUCUCUUCUCCAAGCAUAUUUUUGGUUAUUGUGGUCAAGAAGUGCAGUUUUUGUUCCAUCUGACCACAGAACUUUACUCCAGAAGGCCUUUGUCCAUGUGAUCAGCAGCGGAUGAUUUGGGGAUCUGUAGCUGCUUUAAAGUGGCUCAAAGUGACUUUCCUGAACUGUUGAAAUCACUUAAUUGCUUUUUCAGAUCUUUGUUCAGCUCCUCCCACCUGCUGUAAUGUUUGUGGCUUAGUCUGAUGAGAUUACCGUUACAUACAUGGUCUUUAUGAGUGUAUGUAAACUUUUGUUCACACCUGUAUAUCCAGUUGGGGUGUGGUUCUAUCGAAACUGAAGCUUCUACAAGCUUGUGCAGAGUGCUGGGCAGAAGGAUAAAAUGAAUGUGCUGUAUGUUUACUUGUGUGAAAAUCUGAAUUUGGUCAAGGGGCAUGAACCCUAGGAGGAGGCACCAGAAAGUAGCAACCCUUACUGCUAAUCUAUAGGCUUAGACACCAGUCAGUCAAGCACCUACACACCACAAAAUGUACCGUGUUAAAGCCAUAAGAUCUCCUUAACGCCACACUGAUCUCUGAUUUAGAUUUUUUUUUAAAUUAAAUGUUCAUUUGGAGACAAAGAAUCCUUAAAUGUAAUUCAGUGCUUGCUUCUCUGUUUUAUUAGCCAUACACAAAGUGGCUUCAGCGCACAGCUGAGAUGGUUGUUGCUUGAUCUUAACUAUAAGUCGUCAAAGGUUCAUCAUUUCUGCUCAUGAAUGUUCUUUGUAUUUUAUGUAUUUUCACAUAUUGAGAUAGCAAAAGUAUGGAAGACCUGUACAGGCUGUGGAAUAACAAUUGCUGAAAAUCCUACCACAUUAAAAUGGGUCACGUUACGCUGAUAUAACUUCAAGACCAUGGUUCUGUCAUUGUUGCUUGUGGUAGCAGGUGCCUGUUUAGAAAUUUGAAGUAUUAACACUAUUGCCAGCAGCACACUUUAAUGUUUACUUUGUAUACAGUUUCAUUCUGCCUUAAUAUCAUUUUCUGUGCCAUGAUACUGCUUGUUUUGAACUUUACAGGGAAUGUAAGCCCCACUCUUCCUCCACCAGUGUUUUUUUUUCUAUUUGUGUUUUCUUGUAAUGAAAUUGAUUUCAAUGUAUGAAAAUGUAGAGGAACAAAACAAAACAUGUAAUUUGGUUUUAUGCACAAUAGCAUGUUUUCCAGUCAACACUCCUGUCGGAUGUGACCUAAUUUGCCUUGUUUAAGCAUGUGCUGCUUAUCCACUUAUUUGAAAAGAUGUUAAUUUGGAGUUGCUUCCCUCUGUCACAUCCUGUAGGGUGUGGAAGCCUGUGGCGGGCAAGAUGGAAAUUGAGUUCAUUGAAAUGUCUUUGUGUAUUCAUGAUGUAUGACAAAAUUUGGGUAAAUUUUUGAAAUUUUUAAAAUUCAUUUUCUUAAAAAGGGCCUAAUAAAACAGUUUUUCUAAUCUCUAAUUUUAUGAUAUUACUGUAGAUUAAAUAUCUUAAAACUUUAAAUUGUUACUACAGCAAAAAACACAAGUACAGAGACUUUAACUUUUGGGAAAUUGUGGUGGAUACAUGAAGAUAAAUUUUGGGGGUGGGGAUGGGAUGUGAAGCUUCAUUUUAAGGUUAGAGAGCAUGGUGUCUGCUUUUUUCUUAAAGGGAUUUUCACUUUGAAAUAUAAUGUUAUUGCAGUGUCUGUAUAUACUGAAAAUUAUUUCUCACUGUAAUUUUCUUUUUAAUUGUCAGCACUGCUGUGUUUCAAACGUUACACUAUUUCAUUUUAAUGUUAAGAGCUACAGACGUCCAUGGAGAGACUGUUUGUCAUUUGUUGUUUUGUAUUGCACCAAAUCUUUAUUAGCAAUCCUAAGAAUAGCCACUAUUUCUAUAGCUCUUUGUUGCUUUUUAGGUAUUGCUUGCUUAUAUGGAGCUUUUAUUGCAGUGAUAUUAACACUAAAGAUCCCUUGUAAGGAAAGAUAUUUUUAUACGAGCAGCCACGUGCUGGAUGACUCUGGUAGGGCCUUACUGAUGCACAUGGCGUAACUUUUACUAAGAUGAAGAGAAAGAGGGAAGCAUCUGCUGAGACCUAUUACUGUACAUGUAAUUUAUCACCACUGAAGCCAAUGCUAUACUGAGGUUGAAUAUUCCAAAUGGUUAAUUAAAGCGGUUGCUCUUUUAUGAAA
Messenger RNA from Acanthochromis polyacanthus (spiny chromis), 5138 nucleotides. RefSeq names its product chromosome 11 C6orf47 homolog (gene c11h6orf47). NCBI's taxonomy places the organism in Eukaryota, Metazoa, Chordata, Actinopteri, Pomacentridae. The coding region runs from base 768 to 1676 and encodes 302 amino acids. The transcript is spliced from 3 exons. The record is from RefSeq and is a predicted model, not a curated record.